Messenger RNA from Aegilops tauschii subsp. strangulata, 1776 nucleotides. RefSeq names its product G-type lectin S-receptor-like serine/threonine-protein kinase SD2-5. The record is from RefSeq and is a predicted model, not a curated record. Gene Ontology annotation, molecular function: protein kinase activity; ATP binding. Gene Ontology annotation, biological process: protein phosphorylation. NCBI's taxonomy places the organism in Eukaryota, Viridiplantae, Streptophyta, Magnoliopsida, Poales, Poaceae.
AUGGCGGCCAUUGUGGCCGGUGGCGACGACGAGAUCAGUGAAGAGGCUGGAGGCGUGGGUUGGGACGCGGAAGAAGGGGCAAGGGAUACACUGCUACCGGUGGCAACGGCGGCGGCUGCAUGGCGACGGCAAGCUCCACUUCGCUGGACGCUGCUAAUGGCACGACAGAUCCUGUCCCUGUCUGCUAUCCCCUACCACUCUUCCAGCCUGUUAGGUGUAAGUUUGUCACAGCCACAGGAGCCCUAUCCCAAGUUUGCGUUGAGACUCUUAUUCAAGUUAACGGGUGGAAUCACAAAUCAUAACACGAAGGAACAAAUGGCUCUCCACCUCCGGCCUCUCCUCCUUCUCCUCUUCCCUAUUGCUACCAUCACGGCGAGUACAUUCCAUGGCUCCAUUGCCGGUGGUACCACGAUCAAUCGAACCGUUAUCGGUCGUGCCACGAGCUAUCGCCCAAUAUCGCCUGGUACAGCUGCUAGGCCCUUGCCUGCACCCCCGGCCAAGGUAACACCUACGACCCCAAGUGCUCAGCCUGCACCCCCGCCCAAGGUAAUACCUACGGCCCCGAGUGCUCUGCCUGCACCUAUUGGGACAACAAGCAUGAAAGUGAAAUCCUCCUCUGUAAGAAGAGUUGUUGCAAUUUUAGCUCCUGUAGUUGGCUUCAUUUUGCUUAGCAUAUUGUUCCUCGGCACCAAUUUUAUACGUAAACGAAGAACACAACGACAAUAUGAGAUGGAGAUGGAGGAAGAGUUUGGGGAGCUACAAGGAACACCAAUGAGGUUCACAUUUCAGCAGCUAAAAGCAGCAACCGAGCAAUUCGCAGACAAGCUCGGGGAAGGAGGAUUUGGGUCUGUUUUCAAGGGUCAAUUUGGUGAUGAAAGGAUUGCAGUAAAACGUUUGGAUCGAGCGGGUCAGGGCAAAACGGAAUUUUCUGCAGAGGUUCAGACAAUUGGCAGCAUUCAUCAUAUUAAUCUGGUGAGAUUGAUUGGUUUCUGUGCAGAGAAAUCGCAUAGGCUCUUGGUAUAUGAGUACAUGCCAAAAGGAUCCCUGGAUAGAUGGAUCUAUCAUCGACAUGACAAUGAUUCACCUCCCCUGAAUUGGAGCACGCGGUACAAGAUUAUCACUCACAUAGCAAAGGGUCUCGCUUAUCUUCAUGAGGAGUGCAUAAAAAAGAUUGCCCAUUUGGAUGUCAAACCACAAAACAUCCUCUUAGAUGAUAACUUCAAUGCUAAACUUUCUGAUUUUGGACUAUGCAAGCUCAUUGACAGGGAUAUGAGCCAAGUGUUUACCAGAAUGAGGGGCACACCUGGAUAUUUAGCUCCCGAAUGGUUGACAUCACAGAUCACGGAAAAGGCCGAUGUCUAUAGCUUUGGUGUUGUGGUCAUGGAAGUCAUCAGCGGAAGAAAGAACCUCGACAAUUCUCGAUCCGAAGAGAGCAUCCAUCUCAUCACCCAAUUGGAGGAAAAGAUUGAUUGCAAAAGAAGGCCUAAAAUGUCCGAGGUAGUCAAGGUCUUGGAAGGUGCCAUGAAUGCGGAGAGCAACAUUGAUCAUAACUUCGUUGCAACAAGUCAAGUGUAUUUCGGCGCUGCUGGAAAUGUGGUCUCAUCGGUUCCACCUCUAGCUUCACAUGUAUCAGGUCCCAGGUGAAAUGACAAAAUGUUGACAAGAUAGACAAUUAGAUUACAAGCAGGACAUGAGAUUUUAUUAUGUAAAGCAAAUGACAAGUCUGUUUGUAUCAUCUCAAAUUAUUAUAAUCUGAAGCCCCUUGUCUUGACUUAA